Molecule: messenger RNA, 759 nt
Organism: Hyalella azteca
Lineage: Eukaryota; Metazoa; Arthropoda; Malacostraca; Amphipoda; Hyalellidae
Product: histidine-rich glycoprotein-like
Exons: 2
Coding region: 1-759 (252 amino acids)
Source: RefSeq, a predicted model, not a curated record
AUGUCGACCACGCAGCAGCACUGCCACAGCCACUUCCAGCACUGCCACAGCCACUUCCAGCACUGCCACAGCCACUUCCAGCACUGCCACAGCCACUUCCAGCACUGCCACAGCCACUUCCAGCACUGCCACAGCCACUUCCAGCACUGCCACAGCCACUUCCAGCACUGCCACAGCCACUUCCAGCACUGCCACAGCCACUUCCAGCACUGCCACAGCCACUUCCAGCACUGCCACAGCCACUUCCAGCACUGCCACAGCCACUUCCAGCACUGCCACAGCCACUUCCAGCACUGCCACAGCCACUUCCAGCACUGCCACAGCCACUUCCAGCACUGCCACAGCCACUUCCAGCACUGCCACAGCCACUUCCAGCACUGCCACAGCCACUUCCAGCACUGCCACAGCCACUUCCAGCACUGCCACAGCCACUUCCAGCACUGCCACAGCCACUUCCAGCACUGCCACAGCCACUUCCAGCACUGCCACAGCCACUUCCAGCACUGCCACAGCCACUUCCAGCACUGCCACAGCCACUUCCAGCACUGCCACAGCCACUUCCAGCACUGCCACAGCCACUUCCAGCACUGCCACAGCCACUUCCAGCACUGCCACAGCCACUUUCAACACUGCCACAGCCACUUCCAGCACUGCCACAGCCACUUCCAGCACUGCCACAGCCACUUCCAGCACUGCCACAGCCACUUUCAACCCCUACUCGCCCUAGUUUACUUUACCCGAGAUCCUGCUGGCUAUUAA